Peromyscus maniculatus bairdii (prairie deer mouse) is the source of this 1839-nucleotide messenger RNA. Lineage: Eukaryota; Metazoa; Chordata; Mammalia; Rodentia; Cricetidae. The record is from RefSeq and is a predicted model, not a curated record.
AUGAGCAAGACUACAAGCAACUCUUCACUAUUGGACAGCCCUGCUUGUAACAAAAACUGGCUUGUGAUCCCCAUUUGGAAAAGGACAAAGAAUCACCACAAGGAUGGAGCCACCCUCCAGGGGCACAGCUCGCCCAGAACCUGUCAAAGAAGCACUUUAAGAGCCAGGGGGAAACUUCUCCAGUUUUGCAGGCUAGCCCCUAGCUGCAUUUCAACACACCCUACUCUGAGAAGAUUGAGAGCCACUGGCUGGGAGGUUUCACACUCAGUGCUUCAGCAAAACACAUUGACCUUGUCCACCAGGGAAAGCUGGAGGGAUCCUGCAAGCUCCUCAAGUUGCCUUUCUGAGAGUCUACAUGGAAGUCCAAAGUCCACUUCUCACUUACAAUCACCCGUGACACCCAAAACAAGGUGACCUUCAAACUCUAAAGGAAACAUCAGUGCAGCCAACACCAUCUGGCCACUAACAAAGCCCAUUGAUGAAGAGGCCCUUCCUGCCUCUCAGCCCAUGGGUAAGGUAUCCCUCCAUCAGGCCUCCUCCCCCAGGGAGGAAGGACCCACACUGCCCAGCCUUACAUUACAAUAUGUAGUUUCUCAGCAUUGGCAACACAUGGGCAUGAAUCUCCCGGAGAAGCAGUGGUUCUGUGCGCGCAGAUGGAGGGCUGUGGUGCUGAAUCUGUCUGGACUUAAAAUUCCCGGGGAUCUUCUAGUGUCCAGUGGAAUCACUGAUUAUCUGUGCCACCCACUGCUGCUGCUGAAUCGGGUCCUAUUCAUUCUUUCAUGGCCUUCUCGCCCACGGAUGGAGGCACAAGCUGAGCAGAAGCCCAGUAAAGACGGGAUACCACAUUCCCUGAAGGUGGAUGACCACGAGCUUUACCCAUCAGAAUCCAAAAAACCAAGACGGCCUUUCUCCAAUAGAGGAGUGAGCGAAGACAGACACAAACACAUGUCUCACCCGGAAAGCUGACUGUCUUCCCUGACGAUUACAGACUUCCUGGGCUAGGAAUUCUACAGCCUGAAGACCUUAAUGAGUACAUUAAAAUAGCUGCAAAUUUAUGAAUAUCUAUUGGAUGUGGAUUUGUCGAGGCUCUGUAAAAAUCUGUAGGCCUUAAGUCAGGGGCAGACAAGGGGAAGAGCUCUUGUUAGCUUCCAUCUCUUCUCCUGCCGUCUUUCUGGGGAACCCCCUGUCUACUGCCUGAAUUCCUCGGCUGGCGUGUUUUACCUAGAGAUCCUGAGGCAAAGAGAAGAAUUCAGCAUUUACCUAAAAUGCUGUGAACAAAACAAUCAAUUCAGAGGGCUUUAUCUGCCUGAGCUGCUAAUGGCUCCACAUCACAGGCUUACCGGAUACCCCUGGUUGCUGAGCAAUUUCUGGAAAGGGAGUACAGCCACUGAGAUCGUGAUCUACUGCAUUAAGGAAAAGGUGAAGAAGUCAAUCUGGAAUCUUGAAAGAAAAGUGAAGUGGCCUGACUACUUCCAAGAACAUAGACAUCUACUACAGAUUACAGUAUGUCCUCCACUUUAGGAAAGAGAAAAAAAGAUUUUCAUUCCAGAGGGGUUGAAGCAUGUUUUCAAAGAACAUCUGACAGAAAAACUCUUGUCACCAACCAACAGGCACCUUCUCUAUGAAGGAAAACUAACUCUUACAGUCUUAGAAAAAAACUCUUUUUUUGUAUGAUGUGAAUGUGAGAACAGAUAUCGACAGUGUAUAGCAGCGUUUUUAUCACAGCUCAAGUGGAAAACAUCAGAGCAUUUUCCCAUCAAGGCAACAAUAUGGCCAGAUAAUAAGUGCAUUAUUAUUAUUAUUAUCAUCAUCAUCAUCAUCAUCAUCAUCGGUUUUUGA